Molecule: messenger RNA, 4830 nt
Organism: Chara braunii
Lineage: Eukaryota; Viridiplantae; Streptophyta; Charophyceae; Charales; Characeae
Source: the annotation of a GenBank genome assembly
CGGAGCAGUCGCACAAUCCGUCCGUUGUGAUUCAAAAUUCAAUGAACAGUCGGGAACAUGGUGAGCCGCAUAAUCAGGAUGAGGAAAUGAAUGAUUUGGAUGAUGAUCCGCCUGCUGAUAUGAAUGCACUCUCGUCCGUACCUGUGGCAACACCGUAUGCAGCGGUUGAGAACACCGUGGCUAUUGUUGCGAAUGCUAGCACGGUUCAAGCUUUCGGCAUUGGUGGUCGAGAACCGUGCAGGUAUUGUGGUGCAAAGUUGUGGAAUCAUGAAAAAAAAAUGGACAAAAAUAUGUUGCAGAAAAGGUACGAGACGUUGUCCUCUAUGGGAAUGGUCUCGAGAAGGGUCCCCGGAGCAUGAGAUUCUUUCUAUUUGGACGUCUCACACUCCCGACGGCCGAUUCGUUCGAAACAAUGCGAGGAUAAUCAAUAACAAUUUAUCUCUCGCAUCCUCGCGGUUGAAGCAACCGAGCGAUGGCGUUCAGGGAUUCCAGGGCCAACUUCGGGCUCAGGGUCCGAUCUAUCAUCGUGUCGGUGCAUUGGCUGUGGGGGAAGGGGAACGUCCUCGGUUUGCACAACUUUACUUGCACAAUCCUCACCGUUUGGAUGAUACGAUUGAUCAAAGAGUGGAUUUCCUUAAUUUGCCUGCACACACGUCUGAUGCCGAACUUCACCGAAUGAGACGAAUGUUAAAAAGGUUUCACGAGUUGCUACAACAGCGUAACAACUACGUGAAGGACUUCAUGACCACCGCCGACCUUCCAUCGGGAGCGUUGAAUGGAAGGAAGUUGGUCAUAAAUCCAGAUGCCAUGCCCGAGGAGGAACAUCGGAGGCGUUACAACCGUCCGACGGGCCUACAGGAGGUCUGCGUUCUCAUGGCAGAUGACCUUCUUCCUCGUGAGCUUGAGAUUCGUUUGCAUGCUCCUCUUCCGGGUGAGCGGGCAGCAAUUGUCGUUCCGGAGUACGGUAUAGAAGGAGAGGGAGUGGGAGGAGAUGGAGGACGAGAUGGAGUGGGAGGAGAUGGAGGAGGAGAUGGAGUAGGAGGAGAUAGAGUACGAGAUGGAGGAGAUGGAGUAGGGGAUGGGGGAGGAGAUGGAGUGGGAGGAGGUGGAGUAGGAGAUGGAGUAGAAGAUGGAGUAGGAGACGGAGGCGAUGGAGUAGCAGAUGGAGGAGGAGAUGGAGGAGGAGGAGAUGGAGUAGGAGAUGGAGGAGGAAAUGAAGUAGGAGGAGAUAGAGUAGGAGAUGGAGGAGGAGAUGGAGAAGGAGAUGGAGGAGGAGAUGGAGUGGGAGAUGGGGGAGGAGAUGGAGUACGAGGAGAUGGAGGAGGAGAUAGACAGAUGCGGAGAAGUCGACGUUCUGUAGAGUACAAGCUCAACAGGCGUGCGUCGCCAGUAGUGCAUAGCUACAGACAGUACUCGUGCUUUCACCGCACCACCGUCACCUUUUUUGGAGGUAUGGCAUCCGGCAGCGCACGGCGUAGGGGGGACCCGCUACCACCAUUUGUGCCAGCGCCGCAGCACAAACAGGAUGAAUUGAAGCGCGGUCAUGUGGUGUGGGAGUGGGUCGAGAGGGGCCAGGAGUGGGGGAAGUCAGGCGGGGGCAACUUCCUUAUCCGUUGCCGCCUGUGCGGGGACAUUUUCACGGGAUCUAGGUCUCGUGGAGUUGAGCAUUUUACGAAGCAGAAGACGUAUUGCCCACGCCGGACUGAAGAGAUUUUGUACGGGUUGCAAAGGGUGGGGGUAGUCCUUAGAGAUGCCCUCUCGCGGCGCCUGGCUUCGGAGUACGCGGACAGGGUGGAGGGUGUUAUGGCCGCGGACGACCUCCGUCAUUACAUGGAGGCGGAGGGGGGUGGAGAGGAGGAGGAUACGAGGCCCGGGACACCCUCACGUGCUGGGGGGCGGAUGCAUCGCUCACUGGAGGGGCAGAUGGUGGCGACACAGGUGGGGGGACGAUCAGCCUGGACGACGAUUUGGAUGCAGAUCGUCAGCGUGGUGGCAGGUCACGAGGCGGCACUCAACCUGCGGGUUUUCAGGACGCGCCACCCCGUGCUCUGCAGGGACGACGACUUUUGGAGUGGCGUCAGGACGGUGAUGGACGUCAUGGGUCCCGUUUACAUGUUCCUCAGGGAUGUUGACAGGGACGGCUCAUCACCCACUGGCCUGUGGGAUUUGGAGUCCAUCCUUCGGCGGAAACUUCGUUCACUACAGCUGUCAGACUUCGACAGGGACGCGGUGAUGACCAUCGUGAGGGAUCGGUGCGCGAUGAUGCGGCAGCCUGCUCAUGCAGCUGCUUACCUGUUGGAUCCGCGGCGGCGCGACAUUUCAUUGCUUGAGGACCGCAGCAGGUCUGCUGUGCAGUUGGCGCUAGAGCAUUUCGUUCGCAUUGUCGGAAGGUGGGACACGAAGGCCAUGGAGGAUCUGUGGGAGGCCCUGUGGACUUUCCACAGCGAUGACCCGCGAUAUUGGCCAAAGGAUGCUCAGCACUGGUGGGACCCGUUCGCUACCGCCGACGCGAACAAGAUGCAUCCCUCGACGUGGUGGGGGCUUCACGGUGGCCAGCAGCCCAUUUUGCAGAGCAUUGCGCGGGCAGUGGUGGGCAUGUGGUCCACGGCCAGUCCUUGUGAGAGGAACUGGGCCACCCACGAUUUCGUUCACACGAAAUUGAGGAACCGCCUGUCCGCACAUAGCGUUGAGAAGCUCGUCUUUAUCCAUUGGAACUUGCAGCUCCUCAGUGCGAGCAAGCGGAGGGACAGCAGGUACGUGGACAUCUGGGCGGACCAGGUUGAGGAGGAGGAGGUCGUUUUGGACGAGGACGAUGCCAUCCCUGCAGAUGUGCCGGAGGAGGAGGCCGAGGCGAUCGAGAGGCGUAACAGGAAGAAGGAGGGUCGCAAUCGAGAUGGGAAGGGCAAGGCACCGGCACUGGACUCGGAGGACUCGGAGGACGGCAUUUUUGAUGACCUCGUGUGGAUGCACCAGGGGAUUAGGAACGAGGCAGAGGCACAGACGGGUGCUGGGAUGAUUCUUCCAGAGGACCAGCACGACUUGCUGGACGAGUGGGGUGGACACGAUCCGCACGACGACUUCGACGCCUACGUUGGUGGCACCAUGCAUACCGUGGUGUCCAUGCGCAAGAGGGUUGGCGGCGGGGUUGAUAUGGAGGAGUUGCUGGCCCGUGAUAUGCGGACAGAGGAGGAGGAGGCGAUGCAGGAUCCGACAUGGACGCAGGAGGUUCCAGUUUCAAUGAGUCCACGUACAUUGGUGCAGUCGUGUGAGCAGCGCGUGGAGGAGAGGGUGGACCCCGGAGCACCAUCGACCUUACAGCACGAGCCCCUCGAGUGGCGACAUCGACCGAGAGUUGAGCAGCGGGUGGAGCAAACGCUGGAUCGUACAGUGCACAGUACAGCGGAUGACAGGUCGGAGUGUAAGGUAGAGUUGAGAGUUGAGAAGAGAGCGGAGCAGAGGGUGGAGCGUAGGGUUGAUGAAAGGGUGGAGCAGCGGAUGGACCAGAGGAUGAGGGACGUGGUAGAGGUUACAGUUGAUGUGACCUUGGACCAGGCCGGGGAUCGAGGGAGGGAGGAGAGUGCUAGUGGACGGCCGGGUGAUUGCCACUCUGGCGAGAGCGUCAUCCGCGACGAUGUGACAUGCGGGCGCACGAACCAGAGGUUGCACAGGGGUGGUGCUGCUGGAGAUCGACCUAGUUUGGAUGGGAUUCGCAGAGAUAGAGGCGAUAAAGCCGAACCGGUGGGCGAGAUCAUCUGGGAUCAACGCCGGGGGCGCGGACCGCAGGCAAAUUUUAUCUUGGAAAACGACGGACGUGAUAGGGUGAACGCGACUACUCGGCUAGGGACGACUGGGAGAAGGAUUAACCGCAACACCGUGAUGGAGGAGGUUGUUGGAAGUUCGGAACCCCAGGCAGAGUCUGAGGCCGAGGAACCGGAAAAAGUCUAUGGGAAACCUAGGGAAGAGGAGCCUGCCGACAAAGUUACCGCUGCCAAGAAGAAGUUUAGGUACCAAAUCCCGAUUUUAUCCUUGCCAGAAAUCGACGACACCAUUAGCAAGUUACUAGGAACCAUGGUGUCGGUGUCUUUUCAGACUAUGCUGCAGGCUAGCCCUAGGUUGCUCAAAGGGCUUAGACAACUGUUGACCCGCCGGCGAGUAGAAAUAGGCAACAACCCCGAAUUACCAGAAGGGGAGAGGGAGGAGGAAGUUCCGCAAGAAGUGGCUAACCUGCAAAGGAGUCGCGGGGACUUCGAGGAUCUCGAGAAGGCCUUUGCAGACAUUCGUUUGAGCUUGCCCGACCGAGAGGGCGGCGAAGUCAUGAGAUCGCCACCCGGGACGAAGCUUAGCUUUCAUGCGCUACCCGUAGGGAAAUUGAAAAUCCAGAUCGGGAAUCAUCACACCGACGCAUUAGUAGACGGGGGAGCAGAAAUCACUCUCAUAAGGAAAGAUUUUGCAACGAUCACGGGAUGUACGGUAAACAAGGAAGUAACAAGGAGCAUCCGGGGAGAUGACAUGAAAAUCCCGUUCACUGGGUACGUCACGAAGUGUGCUGUGAAGGCAGGGGUCAGGGAAUCGAUCUGGUCGUUUCAGCGGAUGACCGUAAUGGAGGAAAUGGACCACGACAUAAUCCUCGGGAGACCAUGGUGCGCGAACGUAGAGAUGAUAGGCAUGCACUUGCACGAUGGCUCGUACAUGGUAGACAUAGAGGACCCUGUGACCGGCCGGGGAGAGCUCAUUUGACUCCUUGGAACGGGAGGAGACCCCCCGAAGGGAAAAUUGGCAACAUGGUCGCCGUGGUUCGAGGAUAACACCCAGAAAGGGGCUUUCGCACGG